Molecule: messenger RNA, 1084 nt
Organism: Nematolebias whitei (Rio pearlfish)
Lineage: Eukaryota; Metazoa; Chordata; Actinopteri; Cyprinodontiformes; Rivulidae
Gene: ssbp2a
Product: single stranded DNA binding protein 2a
Exons: 17
Coding region: 8-1084 (358 amino acids)
Biological process (GO): positive regulation of transcription by RNA polymerase II
Cellular component (GO): nucleus
Molecular function (GO): single-stranded DNA binding; protein binding
Source: RefSeq, a predicted model, not a curated record
UGCAAGCAUGUACGCCAAAGGCAAGAGUAGCAACGUGCCGUCCGACAGCCAAGCCAGAGAAAAGUUGGCUCUUUACGUGUACGAGUACCUGCUGCAUGUAGGAGCACAGAAGUCUGCACAGACCUUCCUCUCAGAGAUCCGAUGGGAGAAGAACAUCACAUUAGGAGAACCUCCAGGGUUCCUUCAUUCAUGGUGGUGUGUUUUCUGGGACCUUUACUGUGCAGCUCCAGAGAGGAGAGACACAUGCGAGCACUCCAGUGAGGCCAAGGCGUUCCAUGACUAUAGUGCAGCAGCGGCCCCGAGCCCCGUCCUCGGGAACCUCCCCUCAGGAGAGAGCAUGCCAGUGGGCCCAGUCCCUCCAGGGUUCUUUCAGCCAUUCAUGUCACCUCGAUACCCAGGAGGACCCAGACCGCCCCUUAGACUACCGAAUCAGGGGCUUGGAGGAGUUCCAGGUAGCCAGCCGAUGUUACCCACUGGGAUAGACCCCACAAGGCAACAAGGGCAUCCAACCAUGGGAGGACCGAUGCAGAGGAUGACUCCACCAAGAGGCAUGGUACCCCUCGGGCCUCAGAAUUAUGGAGGAAUGAGACCACCACUGAAUGCCUUGGUUGGCCCUGGGAUGCCUGGUAUGAGCAUGGGACUUGGUGGUGGUAGACCCUGGCCAAAUCCUCCAAACUCAAACUCUACACCUUACUCUUCUGCCUCUCCAGGAAGCUAUGGGGGACCUCCAGGAGGAGGGGGGGCACCUGGAACUCCAAUAAUGCCAAGUCCAGCAGAUUCGACCAACUCUGGUGACAACAUGUACACCAUGAUAAGCGCGGUCCCUCCAGGUGCAAGUCGACCAAACUUUCCUAUGGGUGCAGGGAGCGACGGUCCGUUAGGAGGGAUGGCUGGAAUGGAGCCGCAUCACAUGAACGGCUCUAUAGGGUCAGGUGACAUGGACAGUAUCUCCAAGAACUCUCCUGGUAACUUAAGUAUGAGCAACCAACCAGGGACACCCAGAGAGGACGGAGAGAUGGGAGGAAACUUCCUUAACCCUUUUCAGAAUGAAAGUCCUCAGAGCGACGACAACAAUCCACAGUAA